AUGCCUUCCCAAACCCCGACAGUAUUGCAUUCCAGGCUAAGUAAGAGUAAACAAAAUUUAAGCAUAAUUGUGGUUAUAAGGAUCAAUCCCAAACUCUACACACCCCUGUACUUUUUUCUCAGCCAUUUAUCCUUUUUGGGUUUUUGUUAUUCCAGCGUAUUUACACCCACACUGCCAGAAAUCUUAGUUGUGGAAGACACAGCUGUCUCCUUCAAAGGAUGCAUGGUACAAUUUUUCUUUGGCUGUGCAUUUGUGAUUACAGAAAUGUUCAUGUUAGCAGUGAUGGCCUGUGACUGGUUUGUGGCUCUUACUAAUCCUCUUUUCUUCACGGUCGCUAUGUCUCAUAAACUCUGUACCCUCCUAGCAGCUGGAACCUAUAUGAUUUGAAUAUGUUCCCUGACAAUCACAUACUCUGUUUUGGAACUAUCCUUUUGUGGUUCUAAUACCAUAAAUCACUUUUGCUGUGAGUAUUCUGCCGUUAUCUCUUUAUCCUGUUCUGACAGCUAUUUCAGUCAGUUGAUAUGUUUAGUCAUUUCUGUAUUCAGUGAGGCUUGUAGCCUCCUGAUUAUCCUCUCCUCCUAUCUUGUCAUGAUUGUCACAAUCAUCCAGAUGCCUUCUACUAAUGGACUCCAAAAAUCCUUCUCCACCUGUGCUCCCCACCUGACUGCCAUCACCAUUUUCCAUGGGAUCAUCCUUCUUGUCUACUGCGUGCCCACCUCCAGGAGCUCAUGGCUCCUGAUCAAAGUGGCCACUGUAUUUUUUACAGUUGUGAUCUCCCUGCUGAACCCCAUUAUCUACAGCCUUCGGAACAAAGAUGUGAAAGAGGCUGUCAGGGGUUUAAUCAACUCCAAACUACUUUCUCAACCAAUAUAAUUCAAAUAAAUAUAUGUAUUUUGUAGUACUUACAUCCAAUAAUUUUUCACAUAUAUUGUUGAUGCUAGUUUACCUUUAUUUUAAGUACAUAUGUGAUUAUGUUUUAAAUCAAUUAAAUGUUGCACUUUCCCUGUUUUUUGGUGGUCGGGACACUCUGACUUAAUACAGAAAUAAUUCAUUCUGAUGCACUUCAUCUCACCUGGGUUCAAGGAAGAAAUAUAUUUCAACAUCUCCCAGUUAGACAUUAUGGAAGUCAGAAUGACGAAGAAGGGAUGUAUAUUUAGAGACUCAUUACUUAUGUCAUAGUUUCAGUUCUCCUUUAUAAAAGUGCUGCAAAGACACAGAUGAUAACUGUCUUUGCUGGAUCCGCACUCAGGUUCUCACAACCAAUUCUUUUGACUCAGAAAGUUCUAUAAAACAGAACUUUUUCUUCCCCUUAAAACUUCACUUCAUUCGAAGUAAAAUGAGGAUCUGUGAGUUUGCAUUGUGAGAAAUAUUAUCUGAGUUUGAGUGAGCAGAUGCUGAAAAUAUUAACCACUCUCUAUAUGUAUCACUCAUCUUUUGAACAUCAAUGUGAUAUUUUAUAGUUCAAUAAAAGUUACUGGAAAUAAUACUGAAUACUAAAGAAAAGUUCAAUUUAUUUCUAACAAAACUUAUAUCCAUUACUUAUUGAUAAAAAGACUGAGAGUAAUAAAGUAUACUUUUGAAUCAUCCAUUCUCAAUGAUAAACUUUUGCCCCCUAUCAAUUUUCUUUAUAUCAGUAAAUGCCAUCCAUAUCUACUCAGUUGCUUAAAUAAGCAAAGGAGAAGGCAUUAUUUAUUUUGAUUUAUUAUUCUGCAGCCUCUCUCAAAUAUGUCAGUCAGUUAUGUUAUUUCUGGCUCUAAAAUGAAACACCGUCUUCAUGUCUCUGCUUCCUGUGUCCCCAUUGUCAUUGUGGGUUUUUAGCAGUUAGUAUCAAAUUAAUAUAUUUCUCAUAUUUUUUUAACCUUAUAUAAGGCAUGAAUCUCAGAUCAUCCAUAGUGAUAUUUUAAAACUAUAGAAUCAAUGUAUUUUACUCCCCAAGCUAGUAUUGUGCAAUAGUUUUUAUUACAUUUAUGAUUAUACUCUAACUCUUUGCAAAAUCUAGCAUCUGCUUAAUUCUCUGACUUGUUCAUUUUAAAUUUAAAACAUACCAAAACAUAUUUUUUAAACAAACAUCCAUGUAACUCUCAAGUAGAUCAAUACAUAGGACAAUCACUGGCCCUUUCCUCCUACUCUCAGCAAGAGUCAAAAGGAUGAUUUUUAUCAAAAUGAUGCAAUUACUUGUCUAUAUAGAUUCAAUAUCUAACUAUGCCUCUCAAAAAAUAUAAAUUCGUAUUCCUUUUUUGCAACUUUAUUUAAAGGAAAUCAUGCAUUAUUUAUCUCAAAUAUCUGACUUAUAUAGAUGAAUAUUACAUUUUACAAAGUAUUCAUGUUACAUAUAUUUAUACCUUAUUCCAUUUGUUUCUAUUACAUAUUUUAUAUUAUAAAUAUUUCAGAAUUUUUCUUUAUUCCAGUCUACUAUGAUGGACAUUUGGGAAAUUUCAAUUUGGGGGCAUGUGUACCAUUACACUGCACAUAAGUAUUUAUUUGAUUGAGAUUUAUACCCAGAAGUAUUAUGCAUUUAUUUGGUUCUUAAUUUUUCAAAGUGAUUUUUAUCAAUUUAGACUCCUAAAAGCAAUGUUUGAAAGCUCUAAAGUUAUAAUUCACCUCUUUGCCAGUGUUCAGUAUUAUUAGAUGUUAUGGUUUUUACCCAUUUAUUUGAUUUAGAAUAUUUCAUUUGUAGUUUUAAUUUGGAUAUUUAUGAUUAUUGAAGUUAGGCACAUUUCAAUAUGUUCAUGUAUUUUUUUUUUUUUGAGGAGUACUAGUCUUGAGCUAACAUCUGCCAAUCCUCCUCUUUUCGCUGAGGAAGACUGGCCCUGAGCUAACAUCCGUGCCCAUCUUCCUCUACUUUAUAUGUGGGACGCCUACUACAGCAUGGCGUGCCAAGCAGUGCCAUGUCUGUACCCGGGAUUCAAACUGGCAAACCCGGGGCGCUGAAGCAUGAAUGUGCACACUUAACUGCUGCGCCACUGGGUCAGCCCUUUUCUUUUUCUUUUUAAAGUGGAUUCUUAGGGCAUUUACCAAUCUUCAUUUAAGUUAUUAUGUGAUAGUUCUAAUUUAUUCAAAAAUUUAUUUUAUAUUAUGAAUAUAAUCUCCUUGGCCGUUACGUAUCUUGAAAGCUUUUUUGCAUUUUGGCUUUACUUUUCACUCAAUGUCCUCAAAUAAAGAGCAAGCUUGAAUUUUAACUUAGUCAACUGCAUUACUUUUGUAAUGUUUUUGUAAUUGUUGAAGAUAUUUAUCUACCCUUGAGGUCAAGAAGACAUUUGUCUAUAUAAUAUUCAAGAAUGUUUGUUCUUCUUCAUAUUUUGCUGUAUGAGUCACCUAAAAUUCGUUUUUUGUGGAUGAUAUGAGGUUUGGGUCUUUGACAGAUUGUUUACUUUUUCAGCAUUAUUCAUUCUCUCUUCAUCUUUGUCAUGCUUCUCUGUAGGCAGAAGGAGAACAAUUCCCAUGUGGCUUGCUUGGGACAAUGCAAAGUGAACGAGUGUGUCAUAAGUUAUCUCAUAGAAAAAGCUUGACAUGUCCCUACAUGGUUUGAAUCUUCCUUCCUUGAGCUUAUGCAUUAAACUUGGAAAACAGCAUACCACAAAGCGAGAGUGUUCCUUCAGCCUGGUCCUGGAAUGAGAAAACAAGGGACUUGAGUCAAACUUAACCAAACACAGCAUCUCAGAGCUGUAAUCAAUCACCAACAUUCAUGAUACUACUUCAUUUCUAACCAGAUAAAUAUAUCAUUGUCACAUGCUGUUUACUGAAAAAAAAAUCCCUUCCUGCCUUGUUGCCAUUUAAUACCAAUCUUGUCAUAAAUGAAGUGUCCAUAUGUGUGCUUAUCAGUAUAAUUAUCAGCUGUUGUCACAAUAACUCUUGAAAAACUCAUCAAAAAUCAAUGGCUUAAAAGUACGAUUAUUUAUUUUCAAAGAUCAGGAGGUCAUCUGAGGUGGUUCUGCCCUGGACUAUGAGGCUAGGAAUGUUUUGCUUCACACCACAGUUCCGUGAGUGUGGAUUGCUCUGCAUGUCUUUUAUCAUCUUUAGACUAUUUGGAUAUUUGCAUUAUAGAAAUGUCAGAAAAGCAGUAGACCAGGUGAAAAUAUUCAAGGUUUCUUAAAGCCUAAGCUAAGCACUGCCAAUUUUUUUUUCUGCUAACAGAUCAUUAAACAUGUCACAGGACUGGAUUCAUAAUCCAAAGGUGAAGAAAUACACCCCAUCAACAACAAAGUAUGUAGAAUUUAUGGAUGCAAGGAGAUGGUGAAUAAGUGAACCCAAUUAUUCAAUCUACUUCAGGCAGCUUCUUAUCUCUCUAUUGUAUUCUAUUGAAGCAUUUUCCAUUACUACAUAUUCUUAAUUAUUAUAGUUUGCAAUAAAUCUUGAUAUCCAUUAGAGAAAUUGUUUCAUCUUUUACUUCUUCAUGAGUGGAUAUUGAUCGUCCUUGGCCCUUUACGUUUUCAUACAAACUUCAGGAUUUAUUUUGUUCAUUUACUACAUACUUUUGAAGCCUGAGCCCCUCAUGGGCUGUAAAAAUUAUUUUUAUUCUUUAGAUCCACACUAUAAAGCAUUCUUACCUGUAGCUAUGCCUUCUCUGCUACAUUAGACUAUAUUCCAUCCACUUUAUACAUUUCCGAAAUUAUGGGAAAAUCAUAUCAGUUGGUGUUUAUUUUACCAUUGUCUUUAUUAGAGUGACUUUGUUAUUUGAUUUAUUCCUUCAUUAUGAUUACUCUUUUUGAUCGAGUUUAUGAUGGAGGGGAGAGGUAACAAAGAUACAUAGAUUUUAAUAUAUUGAAUAAAAAGUCCGCUCUUUCUUUACCACUUCAUAGAUGGAUGGAGGAUAGAUAAAUAUACGUAUAUAUCUAUUUAUUGAUAAAAACAUGUAAAAUUUAAAAAUGG
This is a messenger RNA of Equus caballus (horse), 4869 nucleotides long. NCBI's taxonomy places the organism in Eukaryota, Metazoa, Chordata, Mammalia, Perissodactyla, Equidae. The record is from RefSeq and is a predicted model, not a curated record.